AUGACGAUCGGUUUAUAUGGCGCUGCCUUUAUCGGCACUUGCCUCUCCUGGGUGCUUUUGACCUAUUUUGGGCGACGUCAAAUAUGGCUUGUCGGGCUAUCUGCCCUCGUCGUUGGACAAAUCCUCAUCGGUGUCUUGUCAGUGGUGGCAGACAAGGGUCAUGUUGGUGCUCGAUGGGCACAAGCUGGGCUAAUGAUUGGAUGGCUGUUCACCUACGAUAUGACUGUUGGACCUGUAGCCUACGCAAUCGUAGGGGAGACAUCGUCCACCCGAUUGCGUAACAAGACUGUUGGUCUGGCUCGUGCAUCCUACAAUGUAUUCAGUAUCUGCUUCGGAGUGCUCAUGCCUUACAUGCUCAACCCCACGAAGUGGAAUUGGGCGGGAAAAACUGGUAAGUUUCUUUGGGCUGGAAUCGGUCUCAUCUGCCUCAUCUGGGCAUACUUCAGGCUACCAGAGUUGAAGGAUCGGAGUUUCCUCGAAGCCGACAUCAUGUUUACACGGGGUGUUCCUGCUCGAAAGUUCAAAACAUACGUCAUCGAAGCAAACGCUGAUGAGCAUGUUCAGAAUGAUUUGAAAUGA
Molecule: messenger RNA, 579 nt
Organism: Kwoniella mangroviensis CBS 8507
Lineage: Eukaryota; Fungi; Basidiomycota; Tremellomycetes; Tremellales; Cryptococcaceae
Exons: 5
Coding region: 1-579 (192 amino acids)
Biological process (GO): transmembrane transport; carbohydrate transport
Cellular component (GO): membrane
Molecular function (GO): carbohydrate:proton symporter activity
Source: RefSeq, a predicted model, not a curated record